AUGAAAUUACUGCGAGUUGGAGAAUCAUUCAAUAUCGACGACCCGGAAGAAUGUGUCGCUCGAACUUUAUCGGGUUGCCGGGUAUUCCUCAAUUCCGACUUCAGGCCGACACUCUGGAGACUCUUCGCUCUGACACAUAUUUCGGACGGUAUAGCAACUGAUCAGCCGGAAAGACCAACACAUGAUGAAGUGGAAACUCUGUGUCAGCUCAGCGAGAAAAAUCUGGGCCACCGACGCAACCAACCGUAA
Molecule: messenger RNA, 249 nt
Organism: Protopolystoma xenopodis
Lineage: Eukaryota; Metazoa; Platyhelminthes; Monogenea; Polystomatidea; Polystomatidae
Source: the annotation of a GenBank genome assembly